AUAGCGCCUAACUAACUCAGCAGCACAGUCCAUGAUGCUCUAUUGACCUAGUUAACUCCAUCAAGUUAGAAGCCAUUGGAGGCAAACAGCUCACAUAUGCACACAGCUCGGAUCGGAUCAGAUCGUGCUAACUACCGAGUCACCACUAAGCUACUGUAGAUAGUAGCAGCAAGUAGCUAACCACCGAGUCACCACUAAGCUAAGCUAAGCUAAGCUAAGCUACAGGAGGAGAGGAGAGGAGAGGAGAGGAGAGAUCUAUAGACCGGCGACGGCUAGCUCGAUCGAUCGAUGGCGUUGGCGCAGCUGCAGGCGCAGGCGCGGUUCGUGGGGGUGGCCGCGACGAACGCCGGCGUGGAGCUGGAGCUGGACGAGCACCAGUCGCGGUGGGUGAGCCAGGUGCGGCGGCGGAUGGAGGCCGGGGCGGAGGAGCUGGGCGCGGUGGCCAAGGUCUUCGACGUGCCGCGGUUGCUGCGGGCGACCAGGCCCGAGGCUUACGCGCCGCAGCACUUCGCCCUGGGGCCAUACCACUACCAGCGGCCUGAGCUCAGGGACAUGGAGCGCUACAAGCUCGCCGCGGCCAAGCGCGCCGAGAAGCUCUUCACCGGCGACCGCAGGUUCGACGACCUCGUGCAGAAGUUUGUGAAGAUGCAAGAGACGAUCCGGGCGCCCUAUAACAGGUUCCUUGAUUUGAAUGGGCAGACGCUGGCAUGGAUGAUGGCUAUCGACACGUGCUUCCUCCUCGACUUCCUCGAGAGCUACCACGUCGACGUGGCCACCGACAUGGUGUCCUCCGCGACCAACUGGAUCAAUGCCAUGGUGCGCGACGCCAUGAUGCUGGAGAAUCAGAUCCCGCUCUUCCUCUUCGCCGGCGCGCUCCAGCUCCGCCACGCCUCCGAGGAGGCCGCCGCCAACGCAAUGCACUCCGUCUUGGACCGCUUCAUCAGGGACGUGUGCCCUAUCAAGACCACCGCGCUGGCCAUCGCCGGCGACAUCGCCAAGCACGCGCACCUGCUGGAGCUCCUCUACCACUUUCUCGUGCCCGCCUCGGCCGUCUUCGCCGCCGACGGCGCGGAGCUCCCGCCGUUGGUCCCAGAGGAGGUUCUCUCCCUCGACGCGCUCGAGCAGCAGAUCCCGGACUACGACAAGGUGAAGCAGGCGUGCAUGCAGGUCUCCAGCUUCGACGUGGCGCCUGUGCGUUUCAUCAAGAAGAACCUCAUCUCCAAGCCGAUGAGCGCGGCUUCGAGCCUCCCGGGGUUGAUCAUGCGCAAGGUGCCGCUGUUGUCGGCAAUGGCGCCGCUGUUCGGGAAGUUCAUGGCCUCGACGGACGUGGAGGCGCGGCUCAAGGGCGUGAACCUGGCCACCAUCAUCAACUCACCGCUGGCGCAGGAGAUCAUGAUCCCGUCGGUGGCGCAGCUGGCCGCGUGCGGCGUGCGGUUCGUGCCGGCCCCAGAGGGCAUGGCGGGGAUCGGCUUCGACGCGGCCACGGCGACGCUGACCCUGCCGGUCCUCCACCUCGACAGCAACACGGAGGUGAUCCUCCGCAACCUGGUGGCAUACGAGACCGCCGCCGUGCGCGGGCCGCUCGUGCUGGCGCGGUACACGGAGCUGAUGAACGGCAUCAUCGACACCCCAAAGGACGUGAAGAUCUUGAGAGAGUGUAAGAUCAUCUUCAACGCCAUGAAGAGCGACAAGGAGGCCGCGGACAUGUGGAAUGGGAUGUGCCGGGCAGUGCGGCCGACCAAGGUGCCGCUGCUUGACGGCGUGAUCAGGGAGGUCAACGCCCACCGGAACCGGAGGGUGGCCGUGAAAGCGAGAAGGUUUCUCAAGCGCUACGUGUUCAGGUCGUGGAGGCUGCUCACGCUGCUUGCCGCCGUCGUGCUGCUGCUCAUGACGGCGCUGCAGACCUUCUGCACCGUCUACGACUGCAAGCGCUGGUUCGGCGGCAUAUUGCAACUGCCGCAGAUAACGCCCGGAGGAGGGCAGUAGCAUAUGUGAUGCAAUGCAUUGCAGUAGGUUGCGCAUGUCGAGAAAAGCAUACGUUCGCCGUUGAUUCUACUGGAGAUUCACAUGCAUGCAUGCAUAUUUAAUUAGUAUUGCUCAAUCCAUCAGCCCUAUAUGAAUGUGGUCAUAUCAAGCAAUCAUUCAUAAUAAAACUAAUUUAUGAUAGUUGCAUAA
This is a messenger RNA of Hordeum vulgare subsp. vulgare (domesticated barley), 2175 nucleotides long. Its product is annotated as putative UPF0481 protein At3g02645. The transcript is spliced from 2 exons. The record is from RefSeq and is a predicted model, not a curated record. NCBI's taxonomy places the organism in Eukaryota, Viridiplantae, Streptophyta, Magnoliopsida, Poales, Poaceae. The coding region runs from base 289 to 1986 and encodes 565 amino acids.